CCUGAAUUCGCUAUCUGCGGACCACAGCGUGGCCAAGAGCCUGGAGCACGGCGAGCGGCUGUUCUGCCGUGAGGAGCUGAGUGUGCAGGGGCGAGGCUUGGGUAGAGUUGUCUCUACAACAGAGACGAUGCAGCGAUAUCAACAUGAAUAGUUGUAACUGGAGAGACGGUGAAAUCCGCAAGCUGCUGACCAUCAUGGGAGAGAAGCAGACCCCAGACACCAUUUCAAUCAAGCUUGAAGAGGAUAUUGGUGGAGGCAUGCCCGCCGUAGUUUUCCUCUCUGAAGAAGACAAUGACAUCAGAGACUGUAGCACGCAGCGCGGCGCCACCUCGGAGAGUCUGCGUGUGGACGGCCCUGGCUCCUCCCACAUGUCACAGCGGGGAUCUGCGCACCCUGAGCGUCUACGGACAAGGGGAGGGCCCUCUGGCGGUGGACGGCCAUGACACCCUCUUUGCCGCAUCAGAACUGGAGGCCUUGAGCUCGCUGUCCGCUGACCACAGCGUGGCCAAGAGCCUGAACUGCAGCGUGCGGCUCGUCCGCCUUGAGGAGCUGACUGGAUAUCAGGGCGGCCGCAAGGGCCGGCCCGGUGUCUUGUGUGGAAAGGUUAUUCCUAACAAUGCCAAUAUGAUCGUCCACAUGAGGACUCACUCUGGGAAGAAGCCCUACAAGUGUGACCAAUGCAUGAAGUGCUUCCGUCAUGGCUCCUCCCUGAAGUUCCACAAAUCGACUCACUCUGUGGAGAAGCCCUACAGGUGUGACCAAUGCACGAAGCGCUACCAUCGGAAAUGCGACCUGGAGAUCCACCUGAGGACUCACUCCGGUGAGAAGCCCUACAAGUGUGACCAAUGUACGAAGCGAUUCAGUCAGACAAGCAACCUGAAGCUCCACAUGAGAACUCACACCGGCGAGAAGCCCUACAGGUGUGACCAAUGCACGAAGUGCUUCAGUCUGAAAGGCACCCUGAAGUUCCACAUGUUGACUCACUCUGGGGAGAAGCCCUACAGGUGUGACCAAUGCAUGAAGUGCUUCAGUCAGAAAGGCAGCCUGUAUCUUCACAUGAGGACUCACACCGGCGAGAAGCCCUACAAGUGUGACCAAUGCACGAAGCGCUUCAGUCAGACAAGCAACCUGAAGAUCCACAUGAGGACUCACUCCGGCGAGAAGCCCUACAAGUGUGACCAAUGCACAAAGUCUUUCUGUCAGAAAGACUACCUGAAUAGACACAUGAUGACUCACUCCAACGAGAAGCCCUACAAGUGUGACCAAUGCACGAAGGGCUUCAGUCUGAAAAGCACUCUGAAGAUCCACCUGUGGACUCACUCUGGGGAGAAGCCCUACAAGUGUGACCAAUGCACGAAGCGCUACAGUCGGACAAGCAACCUGAAGAUCCACCUGAGGACUCACUCCGGUGAGAAGCCCUACAAGUGUGACCAAUGCACGAAGUGCUUCAGUCUGAAAGGGCCCCUGAAGAUCCACAUGAGGAGUCACUCCGGGGAGAAGCCCUACAAGUGUGACCAAUGCACGAUGCGCUUCAGUCUGAAAGGCACCCUGAAGAUCCACAUGAGGACUCACUCCGGCGAGAAGCCCUACAAGUGUGACCAAUGCACGAAGGGCUUCAUUCUGAAAGGCACCCUGAAGAUCCACAUGAGGAGUCACUCCGGCGAGAAGCCCUACAAGUGUGACCAAUGCACAAUGCGCUUCAGUCAUGGCCGCACCCUGAAGUUCCACAUGUCGACUCACACCGGCGAGAAGCCCUACAGGUGUGACCAAUGCACGAAGCGCUUCAGUCAGACAAGCAGCCUGAAGACCCAUAUGAGGACUCACUCCGGGGAGAAGCCCUACAAGUGUGACCAAUGCACGAAGCGCUUCAGUCAGACAAGCAGCCUGAAGACCCAUAUGAGGACUCACUCCGAGGAGAAGUCCUACAGGUGUGACCAAUGCACGAAGCGCUUCAGUCGGACAAGCCACCUGAAGAUCCACCUGAGGACUCACUCUGGGGAGAAGCCCUGCGUGUGUCUGCAGUGCAACGCCAGCUACAGCGACCCACGCACUUUGCGAGUGCACAUGCUCAAGCACACUUUGAUACGGGGUAACGGGACGCUUUGAUUGAGACCUCU
Molecule: messenger RNA, 2117 nt
Organism: Gadus chalcogrammus (walleye pollock)
Lineage: Eukaryota; Metazoa; Chordata; Actinopteri; Gadiformes; Gadidae
Product: gastrula zinc finger protein XlCGF57.1-like
Exons: 5
Coding region: 292-2106 (604 amino acids)
Biological process (GO): regulation of DNA-templated transcription
Molecular function (GO): RNA polymerase II cis-regulatory region sequence-specific DNA binding; DNA-binding transcription factor activity, RNA polymerase II-specific
Source: RefSeq, a predicted model, not a curated record